GGCUCUUGUCUGGGGUUCUCAGGAGGGGAGAGUUGAGAGAGGCUUUGCUGCUGAGAAAAACUAUUUGGUAGAUUGAAGGUUGGAACGGGAGCUACAGAAACGAAAGAGAAAAAUUCAUACAAGCCAAUGGUUUUCGGGAAGAAAAUAACCCCAUUUCCUUGAGUUUGUAGGUGCCACUACUACUCUGGGAAAAUGGCAGAUGACGAAGAGUAUGAGGAGGUGGUGGAGUACUACACAGAAGAGACAGUCUACGAAGAGGAGCCGAGGGAGACAAUAACACAUUUCUAUGAAACUACGACAACAAGGUCAACAUCUGACUAUGAGCAAUCGAAACCUUCCAGACCUGAGCUGGCACCGCCAGAAGCGGCAAAGCCAGUGCAGAGGAAGAAGGUCAUCCGGAAGAAAGUUGACUCUUCCAAGUUCAUGACCCCCUACAUUGCACACAGUCAGAAAAUGCAGGAUCUAUUUAGCACAAAUAAAUACAAGGAGAACUACGAGAAAGCAAAAGGACAGCCAUAUGCCAUCACAACUGAUACCCCAGAACUUCGCAGAAUCAAGAAAGUACAAGACCAACUCAGUGAGGUUAAGUAUCGAGUAGAUGGCGAUGUUGCUAAAACUAUCUGUCAUGUAGAUGAAAAAGCAAAGGACAUUGAACAUGCGAAGAAAGUGUCGCAGCAAGUCAGUAAGGUUUUAUACAAGCAGAACUGGGAAGACACCAAGGAUAAGUACCUGCUUCCCCCUGAUGCCCCUGAACUUGUCCAAGCCGUUAAGAACACAGCCAUGUUCAGUAAGAAACUGUACACUGAAGACUGGGAAGCAGACAAAAGUUUGUUUUACCCAUAUAACGAUAGCCCGGAGCUGAGGAGGGUCGCCCAAGCCCAGAAAGCUCUCAGUGAUAUUGCCUACAAAAAAGGUCAUGCUGAACAGCGGACUCAAUUCACUUCUCUACCUGAUCCUCCAGAUAUAGAGUUUGCCAAGAAAGUGACCAAUCAAGUGAGCAAGCAAAAAUACAAGGAAGACUAUGAGAAUAAAGUCAAAGGCAAGUGGAGUGAGACACCUUGCUUUGAAGUUGCAACUGCCAGAAUGAAUGCUGAAAACAUCAGCACAAGGAAAUACCAAGAAGACUUUGAGCAUAUGAAAGACCAGAUCUACUUCAUGCAGACCGAGACACCAGAGUACAAAGUGAAUAAACAAGCUGGGUUGGCAGCAAGCAAGGUAAAAUACAAAGAAGACUAUGAAAAGAAUAAAGGAAAAGCAGAUUAUAAUGUGCUUCCUGCUACGGAGAACCCACUGCUCAGACAGCUGAAGGCGGCAGGAGAUGCCCUAAGUGAUAAACUAUACAAGGAAAACUAUGAAAAGACAAAGGCAAAGAGCAUAAAUUACUGUGAGACCCCCAAAUUUCAGCUUGAUACAGUUCUGCACAACUUCAGUAGUGAUACUAAAUAUAAAGAUUCCUACCUAAAGAAUAUUUUGGGACACUAUGUAGGCAGCUAUGAGGAUCCAUAUCAUACGCACUGCAUGAAAGUCACAGCCCAAAACAGUGAUAAAAACUACAAAGCAGAAUAUGAAGAGGAUAGAGGCAAAGGCUUCUUCCCCCAGACCAUAACUCAAGAAUAUGAAACAAUCAAGAAACUAGAUCAGUGUAAAGAUCAUGCCUACAAAGUCCAUCCAGAUAAGACAAAGUUCACUCAAGUUACCGACUCUCCUGUUCUGGUGCAAGCCCAAGUCAAUUCCAAACAACUGAGCGAUUUAAAUUACAAAGCGAAACAUGAAAGUGAAAAGUUCAAGUGCCAUAUACCUCCAGAUACUCCUGCCUUUAUCCAGCACAGAGUCAAUGCCUAUAACCUGAGUGAUAAUAUUUAUAAGGAAGACUGGGAGAAAAGCAAAGCUAAGAAGUUUGACAUCAAAGUGGACGCCAUUCCCCUGCUGGCAGCCAAAGCCAACAGCAAGAAUACCAGCGAUGUGAUGUACAAGAAAGACUAUGAGAAAAACAAAGGGAAAAUGAUUGGAGCCCUCAGCAUUAAUGACGAUCCCAAGAUUCUGAACUGUUUGAAGGCGGCCAAAAACCAGAGUGAUAGAUUAUACAAGGAAAACUAUGAGAAGACAAAGGCAAAGAGCAUGAAUUACUGUGAGACUCCUAAAUAUCAACUUGAUACUCUGCUGAAGAACUUCAGCGAGGCUAAAUAUAAAGAUUCAUAUGUGCAGAAUGUUUUGGGACAUUACAUAGGCAGCUUUGAGGACCCAUAUCAAAUACACUGCAUGAAAGUUUCAGCUCAAAACAGUGAUAAAAAUUACAAAGCAGAGUAUGAAGAAGAUAAAGGGAAAUGCUACUUCCCUCAGACAAUAACACAAGAAUAUGAAGCAAUCAAGAAGCUAGACCAGUGUAAAGACCACACGUACAAAGUUCAUCCAGAUAAGACCAAAUUCACGGCCGUCACUGAUACUCCUGUGCUGUUACAAGCCCAGCUCAACACGAAACAACUUAGUGAUCUGAAUUACAAAGCAAAACAUGAAGGUGAGAAGUUCAAGUGCAACAUACCAGCAGAUGCUCCACAGUUUAUCCAACACAGAGUCAAUGCCUAUAACCUGAGUGAUAAUGUUUAUAAACAUGACUGGGAGAAAAGCAAAGCUAAGAAGUUUGACAUCAAAGUGGACGCCAUUCCCCUGCUGGCAGCCAAAGCCAACACUAGGAACUUUAGCGAUGUGAUGUACAAGAAAGAUUAUGAAAAAAGCAAAGGGAAAAUGAUUGGAGCCCUCAGCAUUAAUGACGAUCCCAAGAUGCUGAACUGUUUGAAGGCGGCCAAAAACCAGAGUGAGCACGAAUAUCGUAAAGACUAUGAAAAGGGAAAAACUAUCUACACGGCACCUCUGGAUAUGCUCCAAGUCACUCAAGCUAAGAAAUCUCAGGCAAUUGCCAGUGACGUGGACUAUAAGCACCUCUUACACAAUUACAGCUACCCACCUGAUAGCAUCAACGUGGACCUCGCCAAGAAGGCUUAUGCACUGCAGAGCGAUGUUGAAUACAAAGCUGACUACAACAGCUGGAUGAAAGGUUGUGGCUGGGUUCCAUUUGGGUCCCUAGAAAUGGAAAAGGCAAAGCGAGCUUCAGACAUCCUGAAUGAGAAAAAGUAUCGCCAACAUCCGGACACUCUCAAGUUUACCUCUAUUGAAGAUGCUCCGAUUAUAGUACAGUCUAAAAUUAACCAGGCCCAGAGGAGUGAUGUCGCCUAUAAAGCCAAAGGAGAGGAAAUUCUUCACAAAUACAAUCUGCCAGCAGAUGUGCCACAGUUCCUCCAGGCUAGACUGAAUGCCUACAAUAUCAGUGAGAAUAUGUACAAAGCAGACUUGAAAGAUUUGAGCAAGAAGGGAUAUGACCUGAGAACCGAUGCGAUUCCCAUCAGAGUUGCCAAAGCUGCCAGGCAGGCGGCAAGCGACGUUCAGUACAAAAAAGAUUAUGAAAAAGCCAAAGGGAAAAUGGUUGGCUUCCAAAGUCUCCAAGAUGAUCCUAAACUGGUUCAUUAUAUGAAUGUGGCCAAGAUACAAUCAGACCGGGAGUAUAAAAAAGACUAUGAGAAGACAAAGACGAAAUACAACACGCCCCAUGAUAUGUUCAAUGUUGUGGCGGCUAAGAAAGCUCAGGAUGUUGCCAGCAAUGUCAACUAUAAGCAUUCGCUCCAUCAUUACACCUACCUGCCUGAUGCCAUGGACCUGGAGUUGUCUAAAAACAUGAUGCACAUACAGAGUGAUAACGCCUACAAGGAAGACUACAACAAUUGGAUGAAAGGUAUAGGCUGGAUACCUAUUGGCAGUCUGGAAGUAGAAAAAGUUAAAAAGGCGGGUGAUGCCCUGAAUGAAAAGAAGUACAGGCAACAUCCAGACACACUCAAAUUUACCAGCAUCGUGGACUCGCCAGUCAUGGUCCAGGCAAAACAGAACACAAAGCAAAUCAGUGAUGUCUUGUACAAAGCUAAAGGAGAAGAUGUGAAACAUAAGUACACUAUGAGUCCUGAUCUUCCUCAGUUUCUCCAGGCCAAGUGCAAUGCUUACAAUAUAAGUGAUGUCUGUUAUAAACGGGACUGGCAUGAUUUAAUAGCCAAAGGCAACAACGUGCUGGGUGAUGCUAUUCCCAUCACUGCGGCCAAAGCAUCAAGAAAUAUUGCCAGUGAUUAUAAAUACAAGGAAGCUCACGAGAAGUCAAAGGGAAAGCAUGUGGGUUUUAGAAGCCUCCAGGAUGACCCCAAGCUGGUCCACUACAUGAAUGUGGCAAAGUUGCAGUCCGAUCGUGAAUACAAGAAGAACUAUGAGAACACCAAAACCAGCUACCAUACCCCCAAGGACAUGGUUAGCAUUACGGCUGCAAAGAUGGCCCAGGAUGUUGCCACCAACGUCAACUACAAACAGCCAAUACAUCAUUACACAUAUCUACCUGACGCCAUGAGUCUCGAGCAUACCAGGAAUAUGAAUCAAAUUCAGAGUGAUAAUGUAUAUAAAGACGAGUAUAACAGCUUUUUCAAGGGCAUUGGAUGGAUCCCUCUUGGUUCUCUGGAGGUUGAGACGGCCAAGAAAGCAGGCGAUGCAUUAAAUGAGAGGAAGUACCGACAGCACCCAGAUACCAUCAAGUUCACAAGUGUACCUGAUUCCAUGGGCAUGGUUCUGGCUCAGCAAAACACAAAGCAGCUCAGUGAUUUGAACUACAAAGUGGAGGGGGAGAAACGGAAGCACAAGUACACUAUGGACCCUGAAUUACCUCAGUUUAUUCAAGCCAAGGUCAACGCCCUCAACAUGAGUGAUGCUCAUUAUAAAGCAGACUGGAAGAAAACCAUUGCUAAGGGCUAUGAUUUGAGACCAGAUGCCAUUCCUAUUGUUGCUGCAAAAAGUUCGAGGAAUAUUGCUAGUGAUUUCAAAUAUAAGGAGGCCUACGAGAAAGCCAAAGGCAAGCAAAUUGGAUUUCUCAGUCUUCAGGAUGACCCUAAACUGGUUCAUUACAUGAAUGUAGCCAAAAUGCAGUCAGAUCGUGAGUACAAAAAGGGCUAUGAAGUCAGCAAGACCAGGUAUCACACACCCUUGGAUAUGUUCAGUGUGACCGCGGCCAAGAAAUCUCAGGAGGUUGCCACCAACACCAACUACAGACAGCCCUUCCACAGCUACACUCUGCUGCCCGAUGCCCUGAAUGUGGAGCACUCCAAGAACGCGAUGCAGAUUCAAAGUGACAAUCUAUACAAAUCUGACUUCACCAACUGGAUGAAAGGGAUGGGCUGGAUCCCAAUACAGUCGCUGGAGGUGGAGACGGCAAAGAAAGCCGGAGAGAUUCUUAGUGAGAAGAAGUAUCGCCAGCACCCUGAGAAGCUGAAGUUCACGUACGCCAUGGACACAAUGGAACAAGCACUUAACAAAAGUAACAAACGGACCAUGGAUAAGAGGCUCUACACUGAAAAAUGGAACAAAGACAAGACCACUAUUCACGUCAUGCCCGAUACUCCAGACAUUUUACUCUCCAGAGUAAACCAAAUCACCAUGAGUGAUAAAUUGUACAAAGCUGGCUGGGAAGAAGAAAAGAAGAAAGGAUAUGACCUGAGGCCUGAUGCCAUCUCAAUAAAGGCUGCAAGAGCCUCUAGAGACAUUGCCAGUGAUUACAAAUACAAGCAAGCCUACGAACAAGCCAAAGGGAAGCACAUUGGCUUCCGGAGCCUCGAGGACGACCCCAAGUUGGUGCACUUCAUGCAGGUGGCCAAGAUGCAGUCGGACCGGGAAUACAAGAAGGGAUAUGAGAAGUCCAAGACAUCCUUCCACACCCCGGUGGACAUGUUGAGUGUGGUGGCAGCCAAGAAGUCUCAGGAAGUGGCCACCAAUGCCAACUACAGGAAUGUGAUCCAUACCUACAACAUGCUUCCUGAUGCCAUGAGCCUUGAAUUGGCCAAAAAUAUGAUGCAGAUUCAAAGUGAUAAUCAGUACAAAGCUGACUAUGCUGACUUCAUGAAGGGCAUGGGAUGGCUCCCUCUGGGCUCCCUGGAGGCUGAGAAAAACAAGAAAGCCAUGGAGAUUAUCAGUGAAAAGAAGUACCGGCAACACCCAGACACUUUGAAGUAUUCCACCUUGAUGGACUCAAUGAACAUGGUUUUGGCCCAGAAAAAUGCAAAAAUUAUGAAUGAACACCUGUACAAACAAGCAUGGGAGGCUGACAAGACCAAAGUCCACAUCAUGCCUGAUAUCCCCCAGAUUAUGCUGGCAAAGGCAAAUGCAAUUAAUAUGAGUGAUAAACACUACAAACUUUCUUUGGAAGAGUCUAAAAAGAAGGGCUACGAUCUUCGAACUGAUGCAAUUCCUAUCAAAGCUGCCAAGGCUUCAAGAGAUAUUGCAAGUGAUUAUAAAUACAAACACAAUUAUGAAAAGGAGAGGGGGAAAAUGGUUGGUUUCCGUAGUCUUGAAGAUGAUCCCAAAUUAGUCCAUUCCAUGCAAGUGGCUAAGAUGCAAUCUGAUCGGGAGUACAAGAAAAACUAUGAGAAGACUAAGACCAGCUACCACACCCCUGCCGACAUGCUCAGUGUCACAGCUGCCAAGGAUGCCCAAGCCAACGUCACCAACACCAACUACAAGCACUUGAUUCACAAGUAUGUCCUCCUUCCAGACGCCAUGAGCAUCGAGCUGAGCAAGAAUAUGAAUCGCUUACAGAGUGAUAAUGAAUAUAAGCAAGACUACAACGAAUGGUACAAAGGGCUUGGCUGGAGUCCAGCUGGUUCCCUAGAAGUGGAGAAGGCCAAGAAAGCAACUGAAUAUGCCAGUGAUAAGAAAUACCGCCAGCACCCUAGUAACUUCGAGUUUAAGAAGCUGCCAGACUCCAUGGACAUGGUUCUUGCCAAGCAGAAUGCGCAUACUAUGAACAAGCACUUAUACACCAUCGAUUGGAACAAAGAUAAGACGAAGAUUCAUGUGAUGCCAGAUACCCCAGAUAUCUUACAAGCCAAGCAGAAUCAAAUAGCAUACAGUCAGAAACACUAUAAACUUGGAUGGGAAGAAGCUUUGAAGAAAGGCUAUGAUCUCCCAGUUGAUGCAAUUUCUGUACAGUUGGCCAAAGCUUCAAGAGACAUUGUUAGUGAUUUUAAAUACAAACAAGGCUACCGCAAACAACUCGGCCAUCAUGUUGGAUUCCGGAGUCUCCAAGAUGAUCCAAAACUUGUGCUGUCCAUGAAUGUAGCCAAAAUGCAGAGUGAAAGAGAAUACAAGAAGGACUUUGAGAAGUGGAAAACCAGGUACACCAGCCCAGUGGACAUGUUAGGAGUGGUGCUGGCGAAGAAAUGUCAGGCCUUGGUCAGUGAUGUGGACUACAAGAACUACCUGCACCAUUGGACAUGCCUGCCCGACCAGAAUGACGUUAUUCAAGCUAAAAAAGCUUAUGACCUACAGAGUGAGAAUCUGUAUAAGUCUGAUCUUGAAUGGCUGAAAGGCAUAGGAUGGAGUCCCCUGGGUUCUUUGGAGGCAGAAAAAAAUAAGCGGGCUUCAGAAAUCAUCAGUGAGAAGAAAUAUCGUCAACCUCCAGACAAAAACAAGUUCACCAGCAUUCCUGAUGCCAUGGAUGUAGUUCUGGCAAAGACAAAUGCCAAAAAUAGGAGUGAUAGACUCUAUAGAGAAGCUUGGGACAAGGACAAGACUCAAGUCCACAUCAUGCCUGACACCCCUGACAUUAUUCAGGCAAAAGCAAACUUAAUCAAUACAAGUGAUAAACUCUACCGAAUGGGUUAUGAGGAGCUGAAGAAAAAAGGUUACGAUCUUCCCCUUGAUGCCAUCCCAAUCAAAGCAGCAAAAGCAUCUCGAGAAAUUGCCAGUGAAUACAAGUACAAGGAAGGCUUUCGCAAGCAGCUCGGCCACCACAUUGGAGCCCGGGAUAUCAAAGAUGAUCCCAAGAUGAUGUGGUCCAUGCAUGUGGCCAAGAUCCAGAGUGACAGGGAGUACAAGAAGGACUUUGAGAAGUGGAAGACCAAGUUCAGCAGCCCUGUGGACAUGCUGGGGGUGGUGCUGGCCAAGAAGUGCCAGACCUUAGUGAGUGAUGUGGACUACAAGAACUACCUGCACCAGUGGACGUGCCUGCCCGACCAGAGUGACGUUGUCCAUGCUCGGCACGCCUAUGACCUCCAGAGUGAUAAUUUGUACAAGUCCGACCUUCAUUGGCUAAAAGGCAUUGGCUGGUUACCCAGUGGUUCUCUUGAGGAUGAGAAAAACAAGAGAGCUACCCAGAUUUUGAGUGACCACAAUUACCGUCAGCACCCAGACAAAUUCAAGUUUUCCAGCCUCAUGGAUUCCAUUCCAAUGGUUUUGGCAAAAAACAAUGCUAUUACCAUGAACCAUCGCCUCUAUACAGAAGCUUGGGAUAAAGAUAAAACCACUGUCCACAUAAUGCCAGACACCCCUGAAGUUUUACUAGCUAAACAAAACAAAAUAAAUUUCAGUGAGAAACUGUACAAACUUGGUCUAGAAGAAACCAAGAAUAGAGGCUAUGAUAUGCGGCUAGAUGCCAUUCCCAUCAGGGUGGCCAAGGCCUCCAGAGACACUGCAAGUGACUUCAAGUACAAAGAAGGCUAUCGCAAGCAGCUUGGCCACCACAUUGGAGCCCGAGAUAUUAAGGACGAUCCCAAGAUGAUGUGGUCCAUGCAUGUGGCCAAGAUCCAGAGUGACAGGGAGUACAAGAAGGACUUUGAGAAGUGGAAGACCAAGUUCAGCAGCCCCGUGGACAUGCUGGGGGUGGUGCUGGCCAAGAAGUGCCAGACCUUAGUGAGUGAUGUGGACUACAAGAACUACCUGCACCAGUGGACAUGUCUGCCUGAUCAGAGUGAUGUCAUCCAUGCUCGGCAGGCCUAUGACCUCCAGAGUGACAAUAUGUACAAGUCAGAUCUCCAAUGGCUGAGAGGCAUCGGCUGGGUUCCCAUUGGCUCUUUGGAUGUGGAAAAAUGCAAAAGGGCAACUGAAAUUUUGAGUGAUAAAAUCUAUCGCCAGCCUCCAGACAGAUUCAAAUUUACCAGUGUGACUGAUUCUCUGGAACAAGUGUUGGCCAAGAAUAAUGCCAUCACCAUGAACAAGCGUUUGUACACGGAAGCCUGGGACAAAGACAAGACCCAGGUCCACAUCAUGCCAGACACACCAGAAAUUAUGUUGGCAAGAAUGAACAAGAUCAACUACAGUGAGAGUCUGUAUAAACUUGCCAAUGAAGAAGCAAAGAAGAAAGGCUAUGACUUGCGAAGUGAUGCCAUUCCGAUCGUGGCAGCCAAGGCCUCCAGGGACAUCGUCAGUGAUUACAAAUACAAAGAUGGUUACCGCAAGCAGCUUGGCCAUCACAUUGGAGCCCGAGAUAUUAAGGAUGAUCCCAAGAUGAUGUGGUCCAUGCAUGUGGCCAAGAUCCAGAGUGACAGGGAGUACAAGAAGGACUUUGAGAAGUGGAAGACCAAGUUCAGCAGCCCCGUGGACAUGCUGGGGGUGGUGCUGGCCAAGAAGUGCCAGACCUUAGUGAGUGAUGUGGACUACAAGAACUACCUGCACCAGUGGACAUGUCUGCCUGAUCAGAGUGAUGUCAUCCAUGCUCGGCAGGCCUAUGACCUCCAGAGUGACAAUAUUUAUAAGUCCGAUCUCCAGUGGCUGAAAGGCAUUGGCUGGGUCCCCAUUGGGUCUCUGGAUGUAGUCAAGUGCAAGAGAGCGGGAGAGAUACUGAGUGACAACCUCUACCGGCAGCCUCCAGACAAACUGAAAUUUACCAGUGUGACUGAUUCCCUGGAACAGGUGUUGGCCAAGAACAACGCCAUCAACAUGAACAAGCGCUUAUACACAGAGGCCUGGGACAAAGACAAGACUCAAGUUCAUAUCAUGCCCGAUACCCCGGAGAUCAUGUUGGCAAGGCAGAACAAAAUCAACUACAGUGAGAGUCUGUAUAAACUUGCCAAUGAAGAAGCAAAGAAGAAAGGCUACGACUUGCGAAGCGAUGCCAUCCCGAUCGUGGCAGCCAAGGCCUCCAGGGACAUCGUCAGUGAUUACAAAUACAAAGAUGGCUACCGCAAGCAGCUCGGCCACCACAUUGGAGCCCGAGAUAUCAAAGAUGAUCCCAAGAUGAUGUGGUCCAUGCAUGUGGCCAAGAUCCAGAGUGACAGGGAGUACAAGAAGGACUUUGAGAAGUGGAAGACCAAGUUCAGCAGCCCCGUGGACAUGCUGGGGGUGGUGCUGGCCAAGAAGUGCCAGACCUUAGUGAGUGAUGUGGACUACAAGAACUACCUGCACCAGUGGACGUGCCUGCCCGACCAGAAUGAUGUUGUCCAUGCUCGGCAGGCCUACGACCUCCAGAGCGAUAACGUUUAUAAAUCAGAUCUCCAGUGGCUGAAAGGCAUUGGCUGGGUCCCCAUUGGGUCUCUGGAUGUAGUCAAGUGCAAGAGAGCGGGAGAGAUACUGAGUGACAACCUCUACCGGCAGCCUCCAGAUAAGCUGAAAUUUACCAGUGUGACUGAUUCCCUGGAACAGGUGUUGGCCAAGAACAACGCCAUCAACAUGAACAAGCGCUUGUACACAGAAGCCUGGGACAAAGACAAGACUCAAAUCCACAUCAUGCCUGACACACCUGAAAUUACAUUGGCAAGACAAAAUAAAAUAAAUUACAGUGAGAACCUCUAUCGCCAGGCCAUGGAAGAAGCCAAGAAAGAAGGCUAUGACUUGAGAAGCGAUGCCAUUCCCAUUGUGGCUGCCAAGGCCUCCCGGGACAUUGCCAGUGAUUACAAAUACAAAGAAGCUUAUCGCAAGCAGUUGGGUCACCACAUUGGCGCCCGGGCAAUACAUGAUGACCCCAAGAUGAUGUGGUCCCUCCACAUUGCCAAAGUGCAGAGUGACCGUGAGUACAAGAAAGACUUUGAGAAAUACAAGACCAGGUUCAGCAGCCCAGUGGACAUGCUUGGCAUCGUUUUGGCCAAGAAAUGUCAGACCUUGGUUAGUGAUGUGGACUAUAAACAUCCUCUGCAUGAGUGGACCUGCCUGCCAGACCAGAAUGAUGUCAUCCAGGCUCGGAAAGCUUAUGACCUCCAGAGCGACAAUUUGUAUAAGUCAGACCUUGAAUGGUUGAAAGGCAUUGGCUGGGUUCCUAUUGGCUCCGUGGAAGUUGUUAAAGCCAAGAGGGCCACAGAGAUACUGAGUGACAACAUCUACCGUCAGCGUCCAGACACACUGAAAUUUACCAGCAUAACUGACUCUCCGGAGCAGGUGCUGGCAAAGAACAAUGCUAUCAACAUGAAUAAGCGCUUGUAUACUGAAGCCUGGGACAAGGAUAAGAAAACAAUCCAUGUCAUGCCUGACACACCGGAAAUCAUGCUAGCUAAACUCAACCAAAUAAACUACAGUGACAAACUCUAUAAACUUGCUUUGGAAGAGUCCAAGAAGGAAGGCUAUGACUUGCGUUUGGAUGCCAUUCCAAUCCAGGCAGCCAAGGCUUCAAGAGAUAUUGCUAGCGAUUACAAGUACAAGGAAGGCUACCGCAAACAGAUUGGCCACCACAUUGGGGCCCGAAACAUUAAGGAUGACCCCAAGAUGAUGUGGUCCAUGCAUGUGGCCAAGAUCCAGAGUGACAGGGAGUACAAGAAGGACUUUGAGAAGUGGAAGACCAAGUUCAGCAGCCCCGUGGACAUGCUGGGGGUGGUGCUGGCCAAGAAGUGUCAGAUCCUUGUAAGCGACAUAGACUACAAGCAUCCUCUACAUGAAUGGACCUGUCUGCCUGAUCAGAAUGACGUUAUUCAUGCUCGGAAGGCCUAUGACCUGCAGAGUGAUGCUAUUUACAAGGCUGAUCUUGAAUGGCUGAGAGGCAUUGGAUGGGUGCCGAUUGGCUCUGUAGAGGUGGAGAAGGUGAAGAGAGCUGGAGAAAUCCUGAGUGAGAGGAAGUACCGCCAGCCUGCAGACCAGCUCAAAUUCACAUCCAUUACAGACACGCCAGAGAUUGUCCUGGCAAAGAACAAUGCCCUGACGAUGAGCAAGCAUUUAUAUACGGAAGCUUGGGAUGCUGACAAAACCUCCAUCCAUGUGAUGCCGGACACCCCAGAAAUCCUACUGGCCAAGAGUAAUUCUGCCAAUGUCAGCCAAAAACUUUACACCAAGGGAUGGGAUGAAUCAAAGAUGAAGGACUAUGACCUGAGAGCUGAUGCUAUUCCCAUCAAAAGUGCCAAGGCCUCGAGGGACAUCGCCAGUGACUACAAAUACAAAGAAGCAUAUGAGAAACAGAAAGGCCACCACAUUGGAGCCCGGAGUGUUGAAGAUGACCCCAAGAUUAUGUGUGCCAUACAUGCAGGGAAGAUUCAAAGUGACAGGGAGUACAAGAAGGAUUUCCAGAAGUGGAAGACCAAGUUCAGUAGCCCAGUGGACAUGUUAGACAUCGUGCAGGCCAAGAAAUGUCAGACUCUGGUCAGCGACGUUGAUUAUCGAAAUUACCUGCAUCACUGGAUAUGCUUACCUGAUCAAAACGACGUUAUCCAAGCAAGGAAGGCCUAUGAACUGCAGAGUGAUAAUGUGUAUAAAGCAGACCUGGAGUGGCUGCGUGGCAUCGGCUGGAUGCCAGAAGGCUCAGUAGAAAUGACCAGGGUGAAGGGUGCCCAAGACCUGUUGAAUGAAAGACUCUACAGAACGCGACCAGAAGCCUUGAAGUUCACUUCCAUUGUUGACACUCCAGAAGUGGUCCUGGCAAAAGCCAAUUCUCUGCAAAUGAGUGAGAGGCUCUAUCAAGAAGCAUGGAAUAAAGAUAAAACCAACGUCAGCAUCCCUUCUGACACACCAAUCAUGCUGCAGGCCCAAAUCAAUGCCUUGCAGAUCAGCAAUAAACUCUACCAGAAAGACUGGGAUGAGGCCAAGCAGAAAGGCUAUGACUUAAGAGCAGACGCCAUUGAAAUCAAACAUGCCAAAGCAUCCAGAGAAAUUGCCAGUGAGUACAAAUACAAAGAAGGUUACCGUAAGCAACUGGGCCACCACGUGGGUUUCCGCAGCCUACAAGAUGACCCCAAACUGGUGUGGUCCAUACAUGCCGCCAAGAUCCAGAGUGAAAGAGAAUACAAGAAAGCUUAUGAGAAGUCUAAAGGAAUUCACAAUACACCGCUGGACAUGAUGUCGAUUGUUCAGGCCAAGAAAUGCCAGACUCUGGUCAGCGACCUUGAUUAUCGCAAUUACCUGCACCAAUGGACAUGCUUGCCUGACCAGAACGACGUGAUUCAGGCCAAGAAAGCCUACGAACUGCAGAGCGACGCUGUUUACAAGGCCGACUUGGAAUGGUUACGUGGAAUUGGGUGGUUGCCAAGUGAUUCCGUUUCUGUCAAUCAUGCCAAACAUGCCGCGGAUAUCUUCAAUGAGAAAAAAUAUCGCACAAAAAUAGAAACUCUCAACUUUACUCCUGUGGAUGACAGAGUUGAUUAUGUGACAGCGAAACAAAGUGGUGAGAUCCUAAAUGAUAUUAAAUAUCGGAAAGAUUGGAAUGACACCAAAUCAAAGUACACCCUCACAGAAACCCCCCUGCUGCACACUGCCCAGGAGGCAGCCCGGAUACUGGACCAGUAUCUCUACAAGGAAGGCUGGGAGAAGCAAAAGGCCACAGGUUACAUUUUGCCUCCGGAUGCUGUGCCGUUUGUUCAUGCCCAUCACUCCGGUGAUGUUCAGAGUGAGCUGAAAUACAAAGCUGAACACGUAAAGCAAAGAGGUCAUUACGUUGGUGUCCCGACAAUGAGAGAUGAUCCUAAGCUGGUUUGGUUCGAGCAUGCAGGCCAGAUUCAGAAUGACAGGCUAUACAAAGAGCAGUAUCAUAAAACAAAGGCCAAAAUCAAUAUACCUCCUGAUAUGGUGUCUGUGCUGGCUGCCAAGGAGGGGCAGACCCUUGCCAGUGAUAUUGAUUACCGUCAUUACCUGCAUCAAUGGAUGUGUCAUCCUGACCAGAAUGAUGUUAUUCAGGCAAGGAAGGCCUAUGACCUACAGAGUGAUAAUAUCUACAAAGCUGACCUGGAGUGGCUCCGAGGCAUUGGCUGGAUCCCCUUGGAUUCUGUGGACCAUGUGAGGGUCACCAGGAACCAGGAAAUGGUGAACCAGAUAAAAUAUAAGAAAGAUGCUCUUGACAACUAUCCUAACUUUACAAGUGUGGUGGAUCCUCCAGCGGUUGUUUUGGCCAAGAUCAACUCAGUCAAUCAAAGUGAUGUAAAAUAUAAAGAAACAUUUAAUAAAGAAGUAAAGGGCAAGUAUAUAUUUUCUCCAGAUACACCGUAUAUCACCCACUCCAAAGACAUGGGAAAACUCUAUAGUACCAUACUGUAUAAAGGGGCGUGGGAGGGCACCAAGGCCUAUGGCUAUACCUUGGAUGAGCGCUAUAUUCCCAUUGUUGGAGCCAAGCAUGCCGACUAUGUGAACAGUGAGCUUAAAUACAAAGAGACAUAUGAGAAGCUGAAGGGUCACUACCUGGCUGGAAAAGAAAUCAGUGAGUUCCCUGCUGUGGUUCACUGUCUGGAUUUCCAAAAGAUGAGGAGUGUGUUGAACUACAGAAGACAGUAUGAGGACACCAAAGCAAAUGUUCAUAUCCCCAUUGAUAUGAUGAAUCAUGUGCUGGCUAAAAGGUGCCAGUACAUCCUCAGUGACCUGGAGUACCGACACUACUUCCACCAGUGGACAUCUCUUCCAGGAGAACCCAGUGUUAUUCUGGCCCGAAACGCGCAGGAGAUCUUGAGUGAUAAUGUGUAUAAAGAUGACUUGAAUUGGCUGAGAGGCAUUGGAUGCUACGUUUGGGAUACACCCCAGAUCCUCCAUGCCAAGAAAGCAUAUGACCUCCAGAGUCAGAUACAAUACACAGCAGCGGGGAAAGAAAAUCUACAAAAUUAUAAUCUGGUCACAGAUACACCACUUUAUGUGACUGCUCUUCAAAGUGGCAUUAAUGCUAGUGAGGUGAAAUAUAAAGAAAAUUAUCAUCAGAUUAAGGACAAAUACACGACAAUUCUAGAAACAGUGGAUUAUGACAGAAUCAAGAAUCUGAAGGAUCUUUAUAGCAGUAACCUGUACAAGGAGGCCUGGGAUAAAGUGAAAGCCACCAGCUACAUCCUGCCUUCCAGCACCUUGUCCCUGACACAUGCCAAGAACCAGAAGCAUCUGGCCAGCAUUGUCAAAUAUCGGGAAGAAUAUGAAAAAUUCAAAGCUCUUUAUACUUUACCAAAAAGUGUUGACGAUGAUCCAAAUACAGCACGGUGCCUCAGAGUCGGCAAGUUUAACAUUGAUCGCCUAUACAGAUCAGUUUAUGAAAAGAACAAGAUGAAAAUCCACAUCGUGCCUGACAUGGUAGAGAUGGUUACUGCCAAGGAUUCUCAGAAGAAAGUCAGUGAGAUUGAUUAUCGCCUACACCUCCAUGAGUGGAUUUGCCACCCUGACUUGAAAGUCAACAGUCACGUCAGGAAAGUCACAGAUCAGAUCAGCGAUAUUGUGUACAAGGAUGACCUCAACUGGCUGAAAGGCAUUGGUUGCUAUGUCUGGGACACUCCUGAAAUUCUCCAUGCCAAACAUGCUUAUGAUCUACGCAACGAUAUCAAAUACAAAGAGCAUGUGAGGAAAACAAGGAACGACUACAAGUUGGUCACUGAUACUCCAGUCUAUGUGCAGGCUGUCAAAAGUGGGAAACAACUAAGUGAUGCUGUCUACCACCAUGACUACGUGCACAGUGUCAGGGGCAAAGUGGCUCCAACUACAAAAACCGUGGAUCUGGACCGGGCCCUUCAUGCAUACAAGCUCCAGAGUGAGAAUCUGUACCGAAGACCUGGCCUGCGCUCCUUGCCCACUGGAUAUAGGCUUCCAGUCGACACCCCUCACUUCAAACACACCAAAGACACCCGAUACAUGAGCAGUUAUUUCAAGUACAAAGAAGUUUAUGAACACAUCAAGGCCCAUGGGUAUACACUUGGCCCCAAUGACGUUCCAUUUGUCAAUGUCCGGAGAGUCAACAAUGUUACCAGUGAGAGACUUUAUCGACAAUUAUACCACAAACUGAAAGACAAGAUUCACACAACUCCCGACACACCUGAAAUCCGCCAAGUCAAGAAGACACAAGAGGCUGUCAGUGAGUUGAUCUACAAAUCAGACUUCUUCAAGAUGCAAGGCCACAUGAUCUCGAUGCCAUACACACCCCAAGUGAUCCAUUGCCGCUACGUGGGAGACAUCACCAGUGAUAUUAAAUACAAAGAGGACUUGAGGAUCCUGAGGGGACUGGGCUGCUUCCUGUAUGACACUCCUGACAUGGUCCGCUCUCGGCACCUGCGGAAGCUCUGGUCUCAUUACCUGUACACUGAUAAUGCAAGGAAGAUACGAGACAAAUACAAAGUGGUGCUUGACACUCCAGAAUACAGAAAAGUGCAGGAACUGAAGACACAUCUGAGUGAGCUGGUGUACAGAGCUGCAGGCAGGAAGCAGAAGUCAGUCUUCACUUCCGUUCCUGAUACUCCUGAUCUGUUAAGAGCCAAGCGAGGGCAGAAGCUUCAAAGUCAGUAUCUGUAUGUCGAACUUGCCACCAAAGAGAGGCCCCAUCAUCACGCCGGAAACCAGACCACAGCCUUGAAGCACGCUAGAGACGUGAAGGACAUGGUCAGCGAGACAAAGUACAAGAUUCAAUAUGAAAAGAUGAAGGACAGGUACACCCCGGUUCCAGAUACGCCAAUCCUCAUCAGAGCCAAGAGGGCUUACUGGAAUGCCAGUGAUCUACGCUACAAAGAAACGUUUCAAAAGACCAAAGGGAAAUACCACACUGUGAAGGAUGCUCUGGACAUUGUUUACCAUCGCAAAGUCACAGACGACAUCAGUAAAGUGAAAUACAAGAAGAACUACAUGAGCCAGCUGGGAAUCUGGAGGUCCAUAGCUGAUCGCCCAGAGCAUUUCCACCACCGGGCAGUCACUGAUGCCAUCAGUGAUAUAAAAUAUAAAUCAGAUCUGACCUGGCUUAAAGGCAUCGGUUGCUAUGCCUACGAUACUCCAGACUUCACUCUGGCUGAAAAGAACAAGACUCUCUACAGCAAGUAUAAGUAUAAAGAGGUAUUUGAAAGGAUAAAGUCAGAUUUCAAGUAUGUCGCGGAUUGUCCAAUCAAUAGACAUUUCAAGUAUGCAACUCAGUUGAUGAAUGAGAGAAAAUAUAAGUCUAGUGCCAAGAUGCUUCUGAAACAAGGAUGUAAUGAAAUUCUGCGUCCAGAUAUGUUGACUGCCCUCUACAACACAUACAUGUGGAGCCAGAUCAGGUACAGGAAAAACUAUGAAAAAACAAAGGACAAAUUUACCUCAAUUGUGGACACUCCAGAACAUCUGCGUACUACAAAAGUCAACAAACAAAUCAGUGAUAUACUUUAUAAGUUAGAAUACAACAAGGCCAGACCCAGAGGCUACACCACAAUCCAUGACACCCCCAUGUUACUACAUGUCCGCAAGGUCAAAGAUGAAGUCAGUGACAUAAAAUACAAAGAAGUUUACCAAAGAAAUAAGUCCAAUUGCACCAUUAAGCCAGACGCUUCUUAUAUCAAAGCAGCCAAGGAUGCCUACAAAGUCAACACCAAUCUGGACUACAAGAAGCAGUACGAAGCCAACAAAGCCCACUGGAGGUGGAUCCCUGACCGACCGGACUUCAUCCAGGCUGCCAAGUCAUCCCUGCAGCAAAGCGAUUUUGAAUACAAGCUGGACCGAGAAUUCCUCAGGGGUUGCAAGCUUUCUGUCACUGAUGAUAAAGACAUGGUGCUGGCCCUGAGAAAUUCUUUAAUAGAAAGUGAUCUGAAAUACAAAGAGAAACAUGUCAAAGAAAGAGGAAGCUGCCAUGCUGUGCCUGAUACUCCUCAGAUCCUCCUGGCAAAGACUGUCAGCAAUCUGGUGUCCGAGAACAAGUACAAGGCAUACGUGAAGAAGCGCUUGGCCCAGGGCUCAUACACAACACUGCCAGAGACCCGGGACACUGUUCACGUCAAGGAAGUGACCAAGAAUGUCAGUGAUACAAAUUACAAAAAGAAGUUUGUCAAGGAGAGAGGGAAAUCCAACUACUCCAUCAUGCUGGAGCCCCCAGAUGUGAAACAUGCCAUGGAAGUGGCCAAGAAGCAGAGUGACGUCGCUUACAGAAAGAGUGCCAAAGAAAACUUGCAUUACACGACAGUGGCCGAUCGGCCAGACAUCAAGAAGGCCACACAGGCAGCCAAACAGGCCAGUGAGGUGGAGUACAGAGCCAAGCACCGCAAGGAGGGCAGCCAUGGGCUAAGCAUGCUUGGGCGCCCAGACAUUGAAAUGGCCAAGAAGGCAGCCAAGCUGAGCAGCCAGGUUCAAUACCGAGAAAAUUUCAACAAAGAGAAGGGCAAGACGCCAAAAUACAAUCCAAAAGAAAGCCAGCUCUACAAAGUCAUGAAAGAUGCUAAUAACCUCGCAAGUGAGGUUAAGUAUAAGGCUGACCUGAAGAAACUUCACAAACCUGUGACUGACAUGAAGGAAUCUCUGAUAAUGCAUCAUGUCCUGAAUACAAGCCAACUUGCCAGUUCUUACCAGUACAAGAAGAACUAUGAGAAGAGUAAAGGCCACUACCACACAAUCCCCGAUAAUCUGGAGCAGCUUCAUUUAAAAGAGGCCACAGAGUUACAGAGUAUAGUGAAAUACAAAGAAAAAUAUGAAAAGGAACGAGGAAAGCCCAUGUUGGACUUUGAAACACCAACAUACAUCACUGCCAAAGAGUCUCAGCAAAUGCAAAGUGGGAAAGAAUAUAGGAAAGAGUAUGAUGAGUCCAUUAAAGGCAGAAACCUGACUGGCCUGGAGGUCACACCAGCUUUAUUACAUGUCAAAUAUGCAACCAAAAUAGCCAGCGAGAAAGAAUACAGGAGAGAUCUAGAGGAAAGCAUCCGUGGGAAGGGUCUCAGUGAAAUGGAAGACACACCUGACAUGCUAAGAGCCAAGAAUGCCACUCAAAUCCUCAAUGAGAAAGAAUAUAAGAGAGAUCUGGAGCUGGAAGUCAAAGGAAGAGGCCUGAAUGCCAUGGCCAAUGAAACUCCCGAUUUUAUGAGGGCAAGGAAUGCAACUGAUAUUGCCAGUCAGAUUAAGUAUAAGCAAUUAGCAGAAAUGGAAAAAGCCAAUUUCACUUCUGUGGUUGAUACUCCAGAGAUCAUUCAUGCCCAACAAGUCAAGAAUCUUUCAAGCAAGAAAAAAUACAAGGAAGAUGCAGAGAAAUGCAUGUCAUAUUAUGAGACGGUCUUGGACACCCCAGAGAUGCAAAGAGUCCGGGAGAACCAAAAGAAUUUCAGCCUUCUCCAAUACCAGUGUGACCUUAAAAACAGUAAAGGAAAAAUUACAGUUGUUCAAGACACGCCAGAAAUACUGCGUGUUAAAGAAAAUCAAAAGAAUUUCAGCUCGGUUUUGUAUAAAGAAGAUGUCUCACCCGGAACAGCAAUUGGAAAGACACCUGAGAUGAUGAGAGUGAAGCAAACCCAGGACCACAUCAGCUCGGUGAAGUAUAAGGAAGUGAUUGGACAAGGAACUCCAAUCCCUGACCUGCCUGAAGUGAAACGUGUCAAGGAGACGCAGAAGCACAUUAGCUCGGUUAUGUACAAAGAAAACUUGGGAACAGGCAUUCCAACCCCUGUCACUCCAGAGAUUGAGAGAGUCAAACGCAAUCAAGAGAACUUUAGCUCGGUUUUGUACAAAGAAAAUUUGGGGAAAGGAACCCCAACACCUGUCACUCCAGAGAUGGAGAGAGUCAAACGCAAUCAAGAGAACUUUAGCUCGGUGUUGUAUAAAGAAAACCUCGGGAAAGGGACCCCGAUUCCCAUCACUCCAGAGAUGGAGAGAGUCAAACACAAUCAAGAGAACUUUAGUUCGGUGCUGUACAAAGAAAACCUGGGGACAGGAAUUCCAAUCCCCCUCACUCCUGAGAUGCAGAGAGUCAAACACAAUCAAGAAAACCUUAGCUCGGUGUUAUACAAAGAAAACAUGGGCAAGGGAACCCCUUUACCUGUCACUCCAGAGAUGGAGAGAGUCAAACACAAUCAAGAAAAUAUUAGCUCGGUUUUGUACAAAGAAACUGUGGGGAAAGCCACCCCAACCCCUGUCACUCCAGAGAUGCAGAGAGUCAAACGCAAUCAAGAAAACAUUAGCUCGGUGUUGUACAAAGAGAACCUGGGGAAAGCCACCCCUACCCCCAUGACUCCCGAGAUGGAAAGAGUCAAACGCAAUCAAGAAAACUUUAGCUCGGUAUUGUACAAAGAGAAUAUGAGAAAAGCAACUUCGACACCUGUCACUCCAGAGAUGGAGAGAGCUAAGCGCAACCAAGAAAACAUUAGCUCGGUUCUUUAUUCUGAUAGCUUCCGGAAACAAAUACAAGGCAAAGCUGCCUAUGUCUUGGACACUCCAGAGAUGAGAAGGGUGAGGGAGACGCAGCGCCACAUCUCGACGGUGAAAUAUCAUGAAGACUUUGAGAAACACAAGGGUUGCUUUACACCGGUGGUGACAGACCCUAUCACUGAGCGAGUAAAGAAGAACACACAGGACUUCAGUGACAUUAACUACCGAGGUAUUCAGAGAAAAGUGGUAGAAAUGGAACAGAAACGGAACGACCAGGAUCAGGAAACUGUUACAGGUUUACGUGUCUGGCGUACUAAUCCUGGCUCAGUGUUUGACUAUGAUCCAGCAGAAGACAACAUUCAAUCCCGAAGCUUACACAUGAUUAAUGUCCAAGCUCAGCGCCGGAGCCGGGAGCAGUCGCGAUCUGCCAGCGCGCUGAGCAUCAGUGGCGGCGAGGAGAAGUCUGAGCAUUCAGAAGCUGCCGACCACCGCCUCUCCACCUACAGCGAUGGAGGCAUCUUCUCUGCAACCUCAGCAGCUUACAAACAUGCAAAAACCGUAGAGCUCCAACAACGAUCAUCUUCAGUUGCCACCCAACAGACAACAGUAUCCUCUAUCCCGUCUCAUCCAUCUACUGCUGGAAAAAUCUUCCGUGCCAUGUAUGACUAUAUGGCUGCUGAUGCAGAUGAGGUGUCUUUCAAAGAUGGAGAUGCUAUCGUGAAUGUUCAAGCUAUUGAUGAAGGUUGGAUGUAUGGCACCGUGCAGAGGACUGGCAGGACCGGCAUGCUCCCAGCCAACUAUGUCGAAGCCAUUUAGGCAUGUCAAAGCAUCACACGUCUCUGCAGGACCUACAACUAUUGCAGUCAGUAUUUCUGUUUAAACUCUCCACUAUUAUCCAAGUUCUCAAGCUGCCUAAUGGUUUUUCUGUGUCAGUAUGAUGUAUGGUUCUACCAUCCCUUAAUUUGUUUCUACGUGAACCCAAUAACUCUCCAGUAAAACAAAUGUUAGUAUCACUGAUCUGUCCAAUUACUAAACUGGAUUUACUUUCUCAUUAUUUUCUGGACUUGCACAUAAAACUUAAGAGACAACAUUAAACCCAUAGGUUCCUUAUGUUUUAAAUUGCCAUUAUCAAAUUUUCCUGUGGGUUUUAAAAUGUUUAAUUUCAGAAGAGAGAUUUUAAAAGUUUCUGCAAUGUUCUAUUAUUGCUGCAUCAACCCAGAGUCUUUCUCCAUUAUGAAAUGUUUAACAUUAUUUCUUUUCUAAAACAAGGAUUCUGAACAUGUUAUUAAACACAUUAAAGCAAAAUGGCAGUGACAUUCACCUUUUCCUUGCUUACUGAAUGCUGAUGCUUUUAUUUCUAAUCCAGUUCUGAAGUUAUAAAGCUGAUAGUCAAUAUAAAUUGGUGACAAGUUAGUAACUAAUAAAAUCUAUUAAUUCUGCAACAAA
This is a messenger RNA of Equus quagga, 21744 nucleotides long. It is a transcript of the gene NEB, whose product is annotated as nebulin. Gene Ontology annotation, cellular component: Z disc. Lineage: Eukaryota; Metazoa; Chordata; Mammalia; Perissodactyla; Equidae. Gene Ontology annotation, molecular function: actin filament binding. Gene Ontology annotation, biological process: cardiac muscle thin filament assembly. Bases 193 to 21114 code for a protein of 6973 amino acids. The transcript has 155 exons. The record is from RefSeq and is a predicted model, not a curated record.